AUGGCUAGCAGACUUCAACAAUUAGAGAAACAUUUGACAGGACGCAGUUCUGAAAAGGAUAUAAAGAGUAAGAAUCCGGACGAUGUGGUUGUUGUAGCUGCGUAUCGUUCAGCUAUUGGUAAAGGGUUCAAAGGAGGAUUCAAAGAUGUUAACACGGAUUAUUUACUUACACAGUUUCUGAAGGAAUUUUUUGAGAAAGUUGACAUUGAUAAGAGUGUCAUUGAAGAAAUUGCGUGUGGUAAUGUGUUGAAUCCCGGUGCAGGUGCGACAGAACAUAGAGCUGCGAUGUUAGCUGCUGGUUUGCCAUAUCAAACUCCGUUAGUGGCUAUUAACAGACAGUGUUCCUCAGGGUUAACUGCCGUUAACGACGUUGCAAAUAAGAUCAUUUCUGGGCAGAUCAAUGUAGGGUUGGCUAUCGGGGUGGAAUCUAUGUCUAAGAACUAUGGUCCGAAGGCUCUUGGGUCUAUAUCAAAUGAGUUGAAAUCGAACACGGCUGCUGCUAAGUGUAUGAUACCAAUGGGAUUUACUAAUGAAAACGUUGCUAAGAAGUUCCAAAUUUCAAGAGAAGACCAGGACAAAUUUGCCCUGGAGUCAUUCUAUAAAGCGGAAAGGGCUGUCUCACAGGGAUUGUUUAAAGAUGAAAUCAUCCCUAUUGAACUACCAGACGGAUCUAUAAUUGCGCAGGACGAAGGUCCUAGAAAGGGCGUCACUUUCGAAUCGUUACAAAAGAUUAAACCUGCAUUUGUGAAGGAAACAGGUGUGACAACUGCCGGUAACGCUUCUCAGAUAUCAGAUGGUGUUGCUGGUGUGUUGCUAAUGAGAAGAUCCAUGGCCAUGAAAUUGGGUUUGGAAAUCGUUGGUAAGUACGUUGCGUUCCAGGCAGUAGGUGUUCCACCUGAGAUCAUGGGUGUUGGCCCAGCAUAUGCGAUUCCAAGAGUCCUCAAAGACUGUGGUUUAAAUGUCAACGAUGUUGAUGUUUACGAGAUUAAUGAGGCCUUUGCAGGGCAGGCCAUUUUCUGUGUCAACCAUCUAAAAAUCGACAAGAAGAAAUUGAACCCAAGGGGAGGCGCGAUUGCCUUAGGUCAUCCUUUGGGCUGCACUGGUGCCAGACAAGUCGCUACCAUAUUAAGGGAAUUAGACGCUGGUCAAAUUGGUGUUGUUAGCAUGUGUAUCGGUACUGGUAUGGGAGCUGCUGCAGUCUUCGUCAAGGAGUGA
Kluyveromyces lactis is the source of this 1215-nucleotide messenger RNA. It is a transcript of the gene POT1, whose product is annotated as acetyl-CoA C-acyltransferase. Gene Ontology annotation, biological process: phenylacetate catabolic process; fatty acid beta-oxidation. Gene Ontology annotation, cellular component: peroxisome. Gene Ontology annotation, molecular function: acetyl-CoA C-acyltransferase activity. The record is from RefSeq and is a predicted model, not a curated record. The transcript has a single exon. NCBI's taxonomy places the organism in Eukaryota, Fungi, Ascomycota, Saccharomycetes, Saccharomycetales, Saccharomycetaceae. The coding region runs from base 1 to 1215 and encodes 404 amino acids.